Rotaria sp. Silwood2 is the source of this 1113-nucleotide messenger RNA. The record is from the annotation of a GenBank genome assembly. NCBI's taxonomy places the organism in Eukaryota, Metazoa, Rotifera, Eurotatoria, Philodinida, Philodinidae.
AUGUUGUCUCAAGAUUUCGAACUAAUGAAACCAUGGUGUGCUCUUCAACCUUAUCAAGAUAUGACUAGACCAUUAACCAACUACUUCAUCAGUACUUCACAUAAUACGUAUUUAUUUAAUUCUCAAGUAAUGGGUGAUAGUAAUCGGGAAGCUUACAAUCGAGUAUUACGUGCUGGUUGUCGUGCUGUCGAACUUGAUUGUUAUGAUGGUGAAAAUGGACAACCUAUAGUGAAACAUGCUUAUACACUGAUAGUUCAAAAGCGUCUAGGCGAUCUCUUCGUCUACCUUCAAAAUGUUCCCUUUCGUGAAUAUGAAUAUGCCAAAGCCAAUUACGUCUGUUAUCACUCGCCAAAUGUCGCCGAAAACCAUUUUGGACGAGCAGUACGAGAUGAACCUGCUUGUGUAGUACAACAAACAGCUAAGACAUUAUGUCGAUUGUAUCCUAGUGGAAUUCGACAGGAUUCAAGCAAUCCUGAUCCUAUACUUCCGUGGAACUUUGGUGUACAAAUGGUUGCAUUAAAUUUUCAAAAAUAUGAUAAAAUAAUGGCACUCUGCCACGGGAAAUUUUCCGACAAUGGUGGUUGUGGUUAUGUACUCAAACCGAAUUAUUUGAUUGAUGCAAGUCGAGCUAAAUUCAAUCCAUUUGACCAUCAAACAAAGCCAUCAGAUUUUUCAGAAAAUGUUUUUGAACAACCACAAACAUUAAUUAUUACUAUUAUGAGUGCUCAGUUUUUGCCACGAUCGAGUUCAAAAGCUAAUGAUGUACCCGAUCCAUAUGUUGAAGUAUCAACACAUGGGAUCCCAUGUGAUCAACAAGCUCAACGAACAUGUGUUGUGCAUAAUAAUGGACUCAAUCCGAUUUGGAAAGAAACAUUUCGAUUUCACAUAGAUUUUCCACAAAUCUGUCUUGUUUUAUUUACUGUUUAUGAUCAUGAUGUUCUGAGUAAAAAUGAUCGAUUAGCAUAUUUUUGUUUGCCAAUGAAAACGAUGCAGACAGGUUUUCGUCAUAUGCGAUUGCGAUCGAAGGACAAUGGUCUAACUGAUUCAACUCUGUUCGUACAUGUUGAAAUUGAAGGCUAUGAAGAGGAGGAUGAUUGUGUAACGCGUCUAUAG